Molecule: messenger RNA, 354 nt
Organism: Dichomitus squalens LYAD-421 SS1
Lineage: Eukaryota; Fungi; Basidiomycota; Agaricomycetes; Polyporales; Polyporaceae
Exons: 4
Coding region: 1-354 (117 amino acids)
Source: RefSeq, a predicted model, not a curated record
AUGAGCACUUCACCUGGACCGGAGCUCCGGUGGCACGUCGCGGUGCUUUCCCGGCCGCUGAUAACCAUCUAUGGUUCCCCUCAGUCAUCGACUCCGGUACCGGGAUUUCGUGGUUCCUCCGCGAACACCCCUGACCGAUUCUGGUAUAAGUGCACGUCUCUCGACCCCACCCGCGUGGUGCGCAAGACGGCUACCGCGAAGUCCAUCGCCGUCGCAUUCGAGGCCUCCUCCCUUCGCGGCUGUGGGGGUGUCAUCGACUACUUCAUAGCGACCACUCGCGCGAUGCCCCCAGCAGACGUCAUGCACUCCCCCGCCCCUCCCCUCCUCAUAUUUGCCUGGCGGUCUCAGCUCUAG